This is a messenger RNA of Stegastes partitus (bicolor damselfish), 2058 nucleotides long. RefSeq names its product protein FAM46A-like. Gene Ontology annotation, biological process: mRNA stabilization. The transcript has 2 exons. Gene Ontology annotation, molecular function: poly(A) RNA polymerase activity; RNA binding. The coding region runs from base 1 to 1182 and encodes 393 amino acids. Lineage: Eukaryota; Metazoa; Chordata; Actinopteri; Pomacentridae. The record is from RefSeq and is a predicted model, not a curated record.
AUGUCCUCCGGUGACAGCUCGGAGCAGAGCCGGCGGGUCAGCGUGCUGUCUUGGGAUCAGGUGCGGCGUUUGGACUCCAUCCUGGGGGAGAGCGUACCGAUCCACGGCCGCGGAAACUUCCCCACGCUGUCCGUGCAGCCCCGGCAGAUCGUUCAGGUGGUCAGGGCUCGACUGGAGGAGCGGGGCGUGGUGGUACGUGAUGUGAAGCUCAACGGCUCGGCGGCCAGCCACGUCCUUCACCAGGACAACGGCCUUGGCUACAAAGACCUGGACCUGAUCUUUGGACUGAGUCUGACCGAUGACAAAACCUUCCGACUGGUGAAGGACGUGGUGCUGGACUGCCUGGUGGACUUCUUGCCUGAAGGGGUGUGCAGGGAGCGAAUCACGGCCCUCGCCCUGAAGGAGGCGUACGUGCAGAAACUGGUGAAAGUCUGCAACGACACGGACCGCUGGAGCCUCAUCUCGCUGUCCAACAACACCGGCAAGAACGUUGAACUGAAGUUUGUGGACUCCCUGAGACGGCAGUUCGAGUUCAGCGUCGACUCCUUCCAGAUCACUCUGGACUCGCUGCUGCUCUUCGAUCGCUGCUCGGAGACGGCCAUGUCCGAGACGUUUCACCCAACGGUGCAGGGGGAGAGCAUGUAUGGAGACUUUGAGGAAGCACUGGGUCACCUUCGCUCCAAGACCAUCGCCACCCGCAGCCCAGAAGAGAUCCGGGGCGGCGGCUUGCUCAAGUACUGCCACCUGCUGGUGCGUGGCUUCCGGCCGGCCUCCGAGGCGCAGAUGAAGCAGAUGCAGCGCUACAUGUGCUCGCGCUUCUUCAUCGACUUCCCCGACAUAAGCGAGCAGCAGAGGAAACUGGAGACGUAUCUGCAGAACCACUUUGCAGGCAUGGAGCACAAGCGCUAUGACUACCUGGUGACGUUGAGGCGAGUGGUGGAUGAAAGCACUGUGUGUCUGAUGGGCCACGAGCGCCGCCAGACGCUGGCACUUAUUUCUGCCCUGGCGCUGCGCGUGAUGGCCGAACAGAACGCUAUCCCCGCUUUGGCCAACAUCACCUGCUACUACCAGCCCGCUCCCUAUGUCAGAGACGUCAACUUCAGCAAUUACUAUGUGGCACAAGUUCAGUCACCCAUGGCGGCGUGCAGUAACUCUUAUCAAACGUGGCUGCCUUGCAGCUGAGUAGUGACUUUACAGACGUGUGGAGAGCUUUCUGUUGUAACUUAACAUUGAUGUUAGUUGAGCAUUCGUUACCUGUAAUGUCCACAGCGAGCAACAGCGUCGUGUUCUGGCUCCAUCUUAGUUGCAGGAAACAAUCUGCUGCCCUUCUACCCAGCGUGAGCGUGUCCACUGAGUUUGAGAGCUCUUCCCAGCUCCGAUAUCCUUUUGGCUCUGGUCUGUUUUUGCUGGACCGACUAGCAUUCUGAAGCAUGAAAUACUCUCAUGAAUGUAUAAGAAGCCUGUAUUAAGUAAAUAUCGUGCACCAUUUCAUUUGUUAUUGACUUAACACAUUUUUUUCUUGUUUGUAAUGACUGUAAGAGAGACAAAUAGAAAAACAAAAAAUACGAGAAGGGAGACAGCAUCAUUCUGUUUUGUCCUGCAUUCUCUGAUCAAUUCGUUACACGGUCGCUCUCGUUUACAUUUUUUAUGUUUCCGUUCAAUGCCCACAGCUGUGCAGUGAAAUCUGUGAUAUUUACGUCUAAAUUGAGCGAUGACAGAAAAAGCUGAAAGGGUUGUCAUGAUAAAGUACAGCCAAACAACUUCUAAACCAGCUGCAAAUGUGUGUUUAAUAUGCUGUUAAAAACAUUUUUUUUAAAAAUCCGAGAAGCAACUCAGCUCAGCCGGAAAGCAGCUGGAGCUCAGUCGGAAUGAGACGUAUCCGGAUCAUGGACAUAUGGUGUCAGAAUGCUCCGUUUGUCUGUAGCAAUGUGGCUUUUUUUUGUUUUCUUGCCCUUUGUGGAUAAAAAAUGAAUUCAUCUUUGUUUUUUUUUUGCCAAAUCUCAUAUGAAAACCGUUCCACUAAGUUAUAUUGAUUAAUACUGCUGUAAAAAAACAAAA